AGUAAACAUUAAAAAAAAUUUUUUUUAAAGAAAUAAUGGAUUCUGUGUCUCCCUCUCUUUCUGCCUCUCUCCCACUCAUGCUCUCUCUCUCUCUAAAGAAUAAAAUUAGAACAUUAAAAAAAAAAAAAAAACCUAACAGUCAAAGUGUAUGUACAGGCAAUUUCAAUUUAUCAAAUAAUGCCUGACUGUUUUCCAAAGUGCAGUUUUCCAAUUAUGCAGGAAGAAGAACAUUCUAAACAGGGGCAGGCGUAGGACCAAGAAGAACUGUACACUCUGUUGCCUAAAACCCUCAGCGUUUUUCCGUUUUACUGGAACAAGAUCCAAGCCCCUGCUGUGAGUGCCAGGGCUUUGCAUGUUGAGGCCCCUGCCCUGCUCUCUACCAGUGCCAUUAUGACUCUGCCCCUCACCCCCAGUCCCAUGGUCAUGUGUGACUGCCUAACCCCGCCUCUGCCCCAGUGUUCUUCCACUAGACAUCUCCAUAGCUCUUUCCCUCAUUUCCUUCAGGUCUUUGCUAAAAUAUCCCUUCUCAGUGACACUUUCUCUGACCACCCAGUUUUAGAUGGCAACCUCCCACAUUCCUUACCCCCUCCUCAGCUUUGCUUGUCUCCACAGCCUGGCCACCUGGGUUCCAUUCAGUCUCAGGCAGCUCUCCCCUGGUCUGCUAGGACUUGACACUUUAUCUCCCCCCAAGCCUUAAGUGCCAGCAUACCUGACUGUUGGGGGCUGGCUACCUGGCCCUGCUGAUGGACUGGCCUCUCGGAGCCACUUCUGAUCCGGGCAGCCUGGGUUUCUCACAGUCGUUCUCAUGCUCUGAAAAAAAAGCUCAUGUAUUUUCUUUAUUUACCUGUUUGGUUUUGGUCCCCACCCUGCCCGAGUCCUCACUUUUAUGGGAGCUCUAUAAAAGAGGCAACCUCGCUGUCUUACUCACUACCCGAUAUAUGAUAAGUCCUCAAACAAUAACUGUCCAGGCUGGUUGUCAAUCUCCCAGAGACAUCUGAGCACCCCUACACCCACACCUGGGAACUGCCCUGUGUGGAAAUCCCCAGAACACAGGCAUCCUCCCUCCACUGCCAGCUCCCGCCAACUUCCCUGGUUCGGUGUCAGACAGCUUCUGCUGGGGGCUGCUGCUGCUGCUGCUGCUGGUGUUUCCCUAAAUCCCCUCUGGGGACUGUCUGGGAGCUCUGGCCGCAGCUUUUCUGGCCAUCAGGGCACAAGGGUGAUGGGCAGGGGUCCUUAAACAGGCAGGGGUCAGGUGCCUGGAGCUCGAGAAAAACCUUUUGAUGGAAUAAAGUGGAAGACUUCAGAGAUGAGAGGACCUCACCAGGUGGAGAAAAGAAAAGGGCACGCUGAGCAGAGCAGAAGGAACAGUGGGAACAAAGGACUGGAGGCAUGAGAGCGCAUGUCGUAUUUGAAGAACACGUUCUGGUCUGGUGCAGCUGGAGGGUUUUCGGUGGAAGGGAGCGUGGCAGGAGAACAUCCCUGGGCUGGCCUGGAGGGGGAGGGCUGGCUGGGGAGGUCUGAGCUCCCAGCAGGAUCAGCAAAGGCUCAGCAGUGUCUUAGGUUUAAUCCUGCCCCCACCCCUGCCUCUGUCAGUCUGCCCCUCCUACUUCACCCCUGCCCUUCCCUUCACCCAACCCCCAGCCUGGCCGCUCCUGCAGCUGAAUGGACUUCUCCCUCGGCCUACGCUUGGGCCCUCGCAACAAGAAGGCCACCCACCAACAGCCCCCUACACCCUCUGGGCACGCCGCACCAGCUGCCGCCCCUUGUCUGUCCUGUCCCCCCUCCGCCUGUUUUUGCCCCUGCCCUAGCUGUCCUCCUCCCACCUGCUCCUGCACUGCCUAUCCCUCUCAUGCAGCGACCUGCCCCUCCUGCCCCGGUCUUCCUGGCCCACCCUGUACCUGCUCCUGCCCCCCCUGCCCUGCCUGUCCUCCCCUGACUUGUCCCCACAGCUCCUGUGUCUUGUGCGCUGGUCCGCACGUGACCUGCUGCCACCCCUCACCUUGCCCAAUUUACCCUUGCUCCAGAGGCCGAGCUGCCUGUCCCAGCUCCUGCCUGGGCUGCAGUGACAGCUGUGGCUGUGGCCCAGGGGCUCCUCCAGGCUCCACUGGCCGCUGCAGCCGCUGCUUCCGGGGACAACGCACCUCUCAGAGGCACUGUCUCAUAGUCUAGCUGGACUGCUGCCCCGCUGAGAGGUUGUCGGUCUGGUCUCCCGGAGCACUUCUGCCAGCUGCUUCCUCUGGGGGGAGGCAGAAGCUCUGGAGUGAGGAGAGGCAUCAGCUAAACCCCUCACCCAGACAGGUAGAGGCAGAAGACUGCUCAGAGCCCCCGCGCAUCCCCCAUAGUCCCUGAGAGCGGGGCAUCUGCUUUGAUGUUAGUUUCUGGGCCUGCUCCUGCUGGUUCCAGAACCUCCUCUUCUGCAACUUCUGAAAUGGAAAGCAUGCUUCUCAGAGCCUCCCUCAAGGCCUCGGAAGGUGAGGAAGUUGGCCAUUUUCUUCCUGUAGUCAGCCUCUGCUGGACAUCCUUCUUGGCUCAUCUUCUCUGCAGUUCUCAUGGAUAAGGUACAUCCCUCCUCUAGAGGCAGUAGGGGGCCCUUUGUCCAGGGGUUGCCUCUUGCCACUUGGGCCUCCACCCAUAUCCCUUACUGACCCAAAAGUCUGUGGACCCCUUACCUCUCAUCCUGAGUCAGGCAAAGAAGGUCAGUGGCUCUUAGACCAGAGGAGAAGGCUGAGCAGAGGGUUCUUGGCUCUUCCCUCCCCUUGGAUAUCAUGACAUCCUUCAUGGUCCUUUGCUUCUAGGAACCUGGAGUUCUCUGCCUGGAUGUCUUGUCUUUCAAAUCUCUGAGUGCUCGCGCAGUGUCAUGACCUCAAUCUUCCAGCAAUAAUCCCCUCUGUUACAUCCAUGCUCAUCUGGCAUGGGGAUAAGGGAAGCUGGGAAGUCUGGUCUCAGUGAUCCCAUCCAUAUAGCUAAGUCAAAAUACCCUGUCCCUGUGGAUAGGACCUGAGUUUGGAGAAGCCACCAAGAGGAAGCUGGAAGUAAGAGCCCCAGGUAUCUGCUCAGGGCUGGACCCUAAGCUAAAAGCCCCUAAGCCUCCCUCCACACUCAAGUCCUCUGACAUCAGUCUGUUUCAAUGUUCUCUUUCUCGGCCUCCUUCCCUGAGACUCUUUUGAGCUUUCCUUUCUAUCUGUUUAUCUUUCUGUGUACCCUUCCUUCUGUCUUUCUACAUCACUCUCUCCAUUUCUAUUUCCUUCUUUCUGUCAUUGGGAGGUUCUGCCUUCACUUAACUUUGCCUCUACAUCAGCCUUCCUCAUUUUCUAUCCUUCUAUUUCUCCCUCCUUCUAUUUUCCCAUCUAAUGUAAAGUCUAUUUAACAUAUAUGUCUUUUUCUUUCCCCCUUCCCUGUCUCAGUUUGUGUCUUCACCUCUAUUUUCUUCCUUGGUCUUUCGAUCCACCUUAUCUCUCUCUUUUUCUAAGCAAGCUCUACGCCCAACAUCAGGCUCGAACUCAGGACCCGGAGAUCAAGAGUCGCACGCUCCACUGACAGCCAGCCAAACUCCCCUCUCUCUGCUUUUCUAUCCUGUUCUGCUUCUGGUGCAUUUCAUUCUCAAUCUCUUCCAUUUCUAUUUCCCUUUCUGUGCUUGCCUCCCUUCCAAUCUUCUGGGUCUAGCUGUGUAUUCAUUUCCUAUCUCUUUCUGCCUCCCCAAAUCUGGCUUUCUCUCUCUCUCCCUGGGUCCUGCAGGUGCCUCUACACCAUGCCUGUGUCAUGCCCAUCUCAUUACUGCACAAGGUCCAGGACACUGAGUCCUCUGAUGUCUGUCUGUCUCACACACACCCCAUGCCCUGGAGUGAGCAGAGCUGGACACAGCUACCAGAAUUGUCCUUCCUUUCCCCACCAUCUAGGCCAUCCAUCUCAACUCAGCUCCAAGCCCAAACUUUUAAAAAAUGAUGUUUCUUCCAAUUUCUUAUUCUGAAAAUUGGCAAUUAAAAAGAAAAAGAAUUGGGGUGCUUGGCUGGCUCAGUUGGUGGAGUGUGUGACUCUUGAUCUUGGGGUUGUAGGCUCAAGCCCCACGUUGGGUAUACAGAUUAUGUAAAAAUAAAAUCUUUGGGAAAAAAAAACAAUUAGGUAUUUAUGCUGCCUGUGCUGUAUAAACUAUAUUUCAGGGUAGCCAAAUAGCUCUUAAGAAGAAUUCCAGCUAAUGUGGAAGGAAUACGGAAUUAGAAAAAUCAUUGGGCAGCCCUUGAUCAAAUAAUUGAUCAAAGCAAGAAUCAUGAAUGGAUGAAACCAAAGAUGAUGGUUGAUGGUGAACUUUACAAUGGAGGAAUCAAGCCGUGACCACCUAACCCCACUGAGGAAUCUUACCAUCACUAAAAGGGGUAUAACCCCUCUACUGUGUACCUCCUGGGGUGAUGCAAUCUGAAGCACUCAGCACCACCCAUGAAAGACUCUUGCCAAACAAAGGAACAAACACACACACAAAACUGAACAUGAUUCUAAUCAAACCUCUAAAACCAACCUCCAUUUAACAGGAAAUAUCAGGGAUGGAGGAAUAAUUUAAAUGACACAACGAGGAAGUAAGAAGACACAUCCAGAGAGUGGGAACUUUUCAAGGAAAUGUGGCUCAAUUUCUUCAACUAGUCAAUGGCUAGGGGGGAAAAUUGAGAGAGGACAUAAAAGGACUACUAUUAUAUGGGGCAUGUGGACUCUUUUGGUUCCUGAUUGGAUAACCCAAUUGUAAAAAGACAGUUUCAGACAGUUGGAGCCUUUUACUUACGGACUGGAGAAUGCCAAGGAGUCAGUAUUGAUUUUGUUAGACAUAAAAUGGCUUCAGGGUUUUGUAAGAAAAGGGCCUUAUUUCCUAGGGGUGCAUAUUGAAGUAUGGAGUGAAGUGACAUACUUACUUUUAAAUAUUUGGGCAGAUAAAAAAGGACGAAUUAAAGGAAUAGAAGCAACGAAGUGACAGAAUUAUAUUAUUGAAUUAACUAUGUAGGGGUUCAUAGAACUCUGCUCUCUACCUGUGUGUAUGUUUAAACAUUUUCAUAAUAAAAGUUUUAAAUGUUGCUCCUCUGGUAAGCACAGUCCCUCAAUAUUCCCAGACCACCAUCCCACCUUCCCUGAAAACUAGGACUUCCCCUGUGCCUCCCCAAUACACAGACCUCAGCCCUCCUUGCAG
Messenger RNA from Acinonyx jubatus (cheetah), 5167 nucleotides. Its product is annotated as sperm mitochondrial-associated cysteine-rich protein. The transcript has a single exon. NCBI's taxonomy places the organism in Eukaryota, Metazoa, Chordata, Mammalia, Carnivora, Felidae. The record is from RefSeq and is a predicted model, not a curated record. The coding region runs from base 1663 to 2169 and encodes 168 amino acids.